Coccomyxa subellipsoidea C-169 is the source of this 1821-nucleotide messenger RNA. RefSeq lists its product as hypothetical. Lineage: Eukaryota; Viridiplantae; Chlorophyta; Trebouxiophyceae; Coccomyxaceae. The coding region runs from base 1 to 1821 and encodes 606 amino acids. The transcript has 11 exons. The record is from RefSeq and is a predicted model, not a curated record.
AUGAGGCGUGGACCCCUGGUGGCAGCCCUCUUCCUGCUCACGUGCUGCAAUGCAGCGCAGUUGCGCCUAGCCAUCCUUCCCGAGCAGGAUGCCACAGGUCAAGCAGCCCACAAGACGGGCAUGCACGACCUCGCUGCCUUUGCACGGGGUCUGGAGAAGCUUGGCUAUGCAGUCAGUGUCAUAUCCAAACUCCCUGAGGAGGGCAUCCUUGAGCUGCUGGCCAGUGGACCGGCCCCGGAGGAUGCAUUGUUUGAUGCCAUCCUAUGUCAAGGAGACUCCGCGAGGGCCGUGGCAGAUUUUGCAGCACAGCUGGAAAUCCCAGUGGUGCGCUUCGUGGCUGACAGUGGGCUGAGCCCGGGUGAUGCUCCCAAGCCCUUCUAUGAGCGGCCAGCUGUGCUGGUGUUUGCCAGCGAGGAUGGCCUGACUGCCUUUGGCGAUGUCAUGGAGGAGUCGAUACGCCUGGUCAUCUCCCCUUCCAGCACGAGGAUUGCUCUGACAAGCCAGAAUGCAUACCAAGCCGUGGACAAAGCCCUUCAAGACCUCCAGUCUUUCAACCCUAACAAGGUGCCCUUGGAGCAGAAAGCCUUGGGCUUGGUCAUGAUUGUGAAGGACGAGGUGGCCACUAUUAACACGACGCUGGGGAGCAUGCGUGACAUGAUCGAUUACUGGACCAUUGUGGACACAGGGUCCACUGACGGCACUCAGGAUGCCAUCCGGGAGUACAUGGUGGGCUACCCUGGGCAACUGUACGAGGAGCCCUUUGUGGACUUCUCUACAACACGUAACUUUGCCUUGCGGGCGCAUGGUGACAAGACCGCAUAUGCCUUCAUGGUGGACGCGGAUUAUGCGGUGAACAACACGUGGCGGCUGCGGGUGGCGGCCAAGCGCAUGCAACGCGAGUGCCUGCACAGAUCGAUUCCAGUCUGCGCAAAGGCCGUCCAGAUCAGACUGUACUCGGGCACCACCAUUUUUUAUACUACACGGGUUUUCCCCACAGAUGAAGUUGGCACCGACAACGGCUGGCGCUAUUUUUACCCGGUCCAUGAGAGCCCCUCGCACACCGGCAUCGGCUACAUGAAUCAGUUUGGUGUGGACGACGCCAUGCGCUUCCCCGUCAUCAAGAUGUAUAAUCUGCCCAUCACACACAACAAGUCCAGCACGCGCUGGAAGAAUUUGGAUCUGCCUCUGCUGACGGCGGAGCACCAGAAGAAGCCGCAUGACACGCGCGUUGUGUUCUACCUGGCGCAGACGCUGGACCUGGUGGAUGACAUCCCGGCCGCGCUGGACAUGUACCAGAAGCGCAUCGACAUGGGUGGCUGGCAGCAGGAGGUCUUCGAGGCCCACAUGCGCCGGGGGCGCAUCAAGCAUGACCGUAUUCCGCUGGGCACGGUUGAUCCCCGGACAGACUUCCUCAAGGCGCACCACCUAUUCCCAGGGCGGGCGGAGCCGCUCAUCUGGCUGUGCUGGCACCACCACAAACUGAUGGACGCCUGCCCGCAGGGCACUGCCGGCACGGAGGUUUGCUGGCUCCGCGAACGCGUUGCGGCCUACUACUAUGCCCGCAAGGCCGCCGCUCUCCCCAUGCCGGAUGAGGGCCUCUUCAUGAACAAGCCGGUCUAUGACCACCAGUCGCUGGACGCGCUGUUGCUGCACGCCUACUAUGUGGCCAAGCACCUGGGCCCAUCGCGCACACUGGGCCACAAUGCGGCUGCCUACGUGCAGCAGAAACUCCCAGGACCAGAGCACCGAGCGCGCAACCUGCUGCUCUAUCUUGAGCUGGCCCAGGAACUGCUCAUGGACGCCGCAUCUGCAUCGGUCUGA